Oikopleura dioica is the source of this 492-nucleotide messenger RNA. NCBI's taxonomy places the organism in Eukaryota, Metazoa, Chordata, Appendicularia, Copelata, Oikopleuridae. The record is from the annotation of a GenBank genome assembly.
AUGGUCGCAUUCAUCGCUGUUCUCCUCCUCUCAGUAAUGAAUGGCUACUCAGUUCCGCUUUCAAACAAGCUGCAGAUCGUAACAAUGGCGGGUAAGAUCCUUGUUUUGGGCAUGAUCGGUGGCGCUGGAAUCUACAAUAUCAUCAUUGGUCAGACAGGGAGUUUAUCAACUGGAUUCGAGGGCAGCUCAACCAACGUGGCCGACUACGCUGUGGCUUUCUACACUUGUAUGUGGUCGUAUGGCGGUUGGGAGCGCGUGUGCCAGUGUUUCGAAGAGAUCAAGAAUCCUAGCAGAAAUAUUCCAAUCAUCAUUGGCGCCUCGAUCUUGCUCACGACGACCAUAUAUGUUACCGUCAAUAUUGCAUAUUUUACGGUGAUGACUCCAGCAGAGUUUUUGCAGUCAUCAGCAGUCGCGGUCACUUUCGGAGAUCGAAUUUUUGGCUCGUUUUCGUGGAUUAUUCCCGCUGGAAUCGCGCUGUCAAGUUUUCAAUAA